Messenger RNA from Pocillopora meandrina, 4492 nucleotides. Lineage: Eukaryota; Metazoa; Cnidaria; Anthozoa; Scleractinia; Pocilloporidae. The record is from the annotation of a GenBank genome assembly.
AUUCCAAACACGUGUUCGCUGUGGAGGACGGGGAGGGCUGCUUCUCAGCAAACUCCAAAAUGGCGGCUACCGUGAAGAAACAUGGAAUUCGUAAGAGACGUUUUCCGCAAAGCGCCACGAGGCAUGCUUUAGCUUCACCCUAUCAUCUCGAAUGGUAAGAGUUUUCUUUAAUGGGGCAACUAAAACGUAACAAUUUCUCGAUGCAAUUUAAGAGGAUGAAAUAUUGCAAGUUGAUUUUAAAUGGAUUUCAGCACGAAGUGAAUGAAGCUAAACAUAAUUGGAUUGUCUCUGGAAACGGAAAAAUACAGAUUUCAAGCUAUAGUUUUUGUUUGAACUUUAUAUAUUCGUGUUAUACGAAAAUCCGCUUCAUAUACGAUUGCUCCUCGAUCUCUGGUAUUGUCAUUAUCAUUAAACUGCUAUUUUUAAAAUUAACAUUACUGCAUCAUCAUUAUUUCAAAGGCCUGCAUUGAAAAGAGGAGGCAGCACAGCCAUUAUAAAUGAAAUUAUUAGGUGAGUAUCAUACCGACUCGUAUAAUGUGAAAUGUGAUCGAUGUUUGCACUUAGUCUAGAAAAUUACUGAAUAAUGUCUGUAUUGAACUCGACGUUUACAUUGAUAUUAUUUUUUAGUGUUGCCAGUUAAGUAGUGCGAGGUUUUUUGCCUUUUUGUGUUGCAUUUCAAGUAGAAAAGUAAAAAUCGAUAUUAAGGCAUUGUAUUUUGACCCUUCAACUCUCAAGAUCUGAUUGUGAGGUCUUCCCUCAAGCUGAUGCACAUUUCUAUGUUAAAUAGUCAUGAGAAUUUGGUAUUAGAUCAAGAUAGCAACCUUUACCUGAGUAUUCUUAUUUUCUGUUUGCUUGAUAAAAUAAGGAUGUCAUGGGAAGAAAUUACAUUUUAAUUACUUCGAAUAGUUAAGGUACUACUAUGACAAAAAAUUUUGCUUUUCUUUUUGUCAUCUUUGAACAUUGACUCGGUAAAAAUGUUUAGACUUAUACAAAACCCUAGUUUUAAGGUCGAUGAACGCAAAAUAAGCCUUGAAAUAGAUGGCCAAUUUUUGCUUCUUAUAAAUGGCAUAGGAAAUGUUGGUUUGUUGAGAUGCACGUGUGAUAUCACUAUGGAAAAGCUUGAAUUAGUGCCAACUCUUUUUACUGUACACGGCUAUUCUUGAAUUGAGUAAUGACAGGCGACCAACAUCAAAAAAACAUGGUUUAAAUAAUUGAACUUCCCGUGCAAAUAUUGGAUUAAAAGUUGGCAUGGUAAGUGUUUCUUACUUCUAGUCUCCAGGAGUGAAAAAAAAAAACAAAAUAAAGGAAAAUGUGAAACUUCAAUCAUAGUAGCACUUUAAGGGGUUAAAGCCAAACACCUUUAAAUCCACUAGAUCAUGAUAUGAAUUUCUUCUUCAACCAUUCCCCAUUUAGUUAUGUUCACAAGAGAAAAUACAUCUUUAUCUUGUUAAGAAGUCUUCCACAUAAUUAUUUUGAAAUAUUAGAAGACAUGAUGUCAUGUACCUAAUGUUAUGGGUAAUUGUUGUUGCUUUUAGAAAUCUCCAGACUGCUGAGUCAUGCUGACUUGCAUACCAUAGAACUUUCCAGAACAUUUCAUCGGGUCACACAUUUAUCAUGUAAAACUACCAAAAUAGUUCUUAUGUAAGCUUCUGGAGUGUUCCAGAACUUUGUGAAUAUAUGUAAAGACUCACUUAUGUAGUAGUAAGAGCAGUUGUUGUUGGAGCGACGACUGUUUCGAAAGCUAUACUGAGAGAGAGUUACUGCAGCAGAAGAUUGCUCACUUCAAGGAACUUUGGAGACAGCAGUGAGAUUGUGUCAAUGGUGAACUAGGAUAUAGACUGUGGUGGGCUUAAUUAAGUGUAUUAAUGAUAAGUAUUGUACUGCUUUGAGGAGUUGCUCCUUGUAAAGAACAUUACUCCCUGUUUAAUAAAGUAGUUGAGUUUAUGGGAUUGUAGUGUUUUUCUGUUGGUUAGAUCAUACUGUAACACUAACACAAGCAAUAUUUCAAAUUUCUUCAAUUUUGUGUCUUUUGCGAUUGCAAAAUAAUCCUGAAAUUAAAGACCAGCAAAUAGAAACCCUUACAAAAUUUACUCCCCUAUGGAAUAUUCAAAUCACAGAAAAAAAGAUCAACAUGUAACAACAACAACAACAUAUACAGGAUAUAUAGACAAAUACACAAAUUGUUAACUGGUUGUACUUGUAAGUUCUGUUUUGUAUUUUCUUUUGAGAAAUGAAGUCAAUUUGCAAAGAUUUCUUAUAUGAGUAGAGUAUCUAGCUACAGCUGUAUCAUUUUUGUUUGAAUUGCCAGACUCAAACAAAUUCUCUUUAUCUUUCAUGCAUUUGUCUAAAGUUAAGACAUUUUUAAGAAUAAAAUGAAGUUUAGAACUAAAGAAAAUGCCCUUCUUUCAUAUUUGCCGAUUGAAAUUGUCAAAAUGAAACCCUCACUAAAUACUGUCAUACCAAAACUAAGUACUUGCGAAAUUAAAUACCAAGAAGGGUCAAGUCGAGUCUACCCAUAAUGAAGAGACAUUUCAAGAAACCUUCCUCUGUAAAAAACAGCAUUUUCCCUUUACAGGGUACUUGAACCACUUCAGUUUGAACAACUGUGCACUAAAUCAAGGAAAGCCUCAGAACAAAAUGAGAAAGAUAAAGUAAAGCAUCUGAGAUCAGGCCUUCUCUUGGGCCUCUCAAAUGUUAUAAAAGCUUUGGAAAGAGGAACUGUCAGAUUAGUGUUGGUAAGACAAAAAACAUUUCUAUUACCAUUUUUCAUUACCCUUGUGUGACUAUGAAUGAGAAAGUUUUUGGAACAGGCUUUUCUUGAUGGCAUUUAUAUUGUCUUGCUCUCCAAUGCUGGUGGCCUAAAGUUAUAAAAUUAUAUUUUGAAGUUAAUAUUUUGGCUGUCAGAAUAUGAAGAUUGUAUGUGUAUAAGUGCAUGAUAGGUUUAUUUACUACUGACUGCACAUUAUCCCUUCAAUUAUUUUCAAAUAGUGUAACCUCUCACCGCAUGACUGAUCAAAUAUAUUGCCCAACCUUCAGCUUCAACAAAUACGUAAUUUACCUGCUAGCCACUGGUAGAUCAAUAUUUCUUGAUUGUCCCCAAUUACCUUUUCUUUGCAAAUAACCAAAAAAGGCUAGUUGAAACUGAUUGUCUUUUCUGUGUAAUUGAUUGUUGUUUCUGUGUAAAUGUUUAUGAGGUUGGUUUAGCCUUCCUGUAAGAAGUGGAAACUGGAUACCUUUAUGGACUAGGUUUUCCUUAAUUUCAAGGUUGAUCACCAUAUUGAGCCACCUGCUCUUCUUCAGCAUAUUCUCCUCCUGUGUACGACAAGGAAGGUUCCUGCUGGUGCCAUAUUUGGUAUGAGUAACUCAAGAGUUCCACAUGUGCUUGGGGUGCGCAAGUUGGCAGCUUUUGCUUUUAAGGUUGGUUAGCUAGGAAGUCAAUUGUGAGCUUAGCAUGGCCCCCUUCAUUUGAUUUUCCAUGAUUUGUCCUCCAAGAGUUUGCAAGUUUCAGGUGCAGUUAAAAGAAAAGGUCUACUUCAAAAUUCUGGAUUGGUUUUCUUACUUUCAUUUUGAUUUAUACUUUGCUAAUUGUGCAUUUUAAUUUACACCCAAUGUAUGCUAUAUUUUGUUCUUGGCAAAAGAAAGGUUAAGUCUGACUCAAUGUCCACAGGUAAUUUCAUCAUUUAUAUCUCUGCAUGAUGAAGCCAAAUUUUUUACUUGAUAAUUUAUUUGAUUUGUAGUUCAUCCUGUAAUAAUUUUGUGCAAGGAUUCUUUGAUAUCUCUUUCUCCUUUUAAGAACACUGAUGUUCCAACAAUAUAUGAUGGUUUGGUUGAUUAUAUCACAACUAAAAUUCUGCCUCUUGAUGUACCUUGGCUUCUCUCAAGUGGAGAGCAAAGAGAAACUCCUACUGCCAUAUACACUGCUGAGGGAGCAGAUUCUGACAAAAAACAAUUUCCAGGUAUCCAGGAUAUGGAGAUUGAAAUGGGAGAAUAUAAUGAUGAUGGCAAAAAUGGAAAUUUGCCCACAGGUGAAAGCAAAUCAACAAUUUUGCAAGGUGCUGGAGAUUCCAGUGGUAAUAUCUCAAGCAAUGAUGAGGUCAACAGAAUUUUACCUGGUACAAGUGCUUCCUUUGUAAGUUUGCAAGAUGCUAAUGUUAAUAUAUCACUCGCUGAUGGAAGCCCAGCAUGUAGUGACAAUACGGUUCUCAACUCAUCAGAUGUCUGUACAGACAGUAAUUCCAAAUUGAAUUGUAGUGGCAAUUGUAUUAGCAAUUCACAAGGUAAUCCUGAUGAUACACAAUGUAGCAGUGAUGCCAAAUCAAAUAGAGAUAGCAGCAAAGGAAGAAGAUAUGGACAGCCAAGUUUAGUUUAUUUAAGACCUUUUGUAAAGAGCUAUAUGGUAGAGAAGGACAAACUCUCCAAAUAGUUUAUCAGUGUUUUGACUAUUGCUCCUAUCACUGAUUGUUGUUGUUGUUGGAAAUAAAUUGAAUCGUAG